This is a messenger RNA of Mycetomoellerius zeteki, 817 nucleotides long. Its product is annotated as dehydrodolichyl diphosphate synthase complex subunit DHDDS. Bases 123 to 740 code for a protein of 205 amino acids. The transcript has 3 exons. Gene Ontology annotation, cellular component: dehydrodolichyl diphosphate synthase complex; endoplasmic reticulum. NCBI's taxonomy places the organism in Eukaryota, Metazoa, Arthropoda, Insecta, Hymenoptera, Formicidae. Gene Ontology annotation, molecular function: ditrans,polycis-polyprenyl diphosphate synthase [(2E,6E)-farnesyl diphosphate specific] activity. The record is from RefSeq and is a predicted model, not a curated record. Gene Ontology annotation, biological process: polyprenol biosynthetic process.
UGUGUUCGUCGACAAGUAUUGAAUAUUGGACUGUGAAUGUGACAGAAACUUUUGAAACAUUGAAGAGAGUCAGUCGAUCGCAGAUUAUACAUUUUCGUACGCCUGAACGUGGAAUUUAAAAUAUGAUGUCGUGGCUAAAGGAACGCAUUUUGAACUGGUUUCAAUUCCUGGCUUUAAGGAUCAUUAAGGCCGGCGAAGUGCCUAAACACGUGGCGUUUAUCAUGGAUGGUAAUAGACGUUAUAUAAAGAAACAGGGGGGGAAAGAACGGAGACACGUAAAAGGGUGCGACAAACUGUUUGAGAUGACAAACCACUGCAAGAAUUUGGGUAUUACAGAAAUCACAUUUUAUACGUUUAGUAUAGAGAACUUUAAACGUAGCAAAGAAGAAGUUGAUGAACUCAUGGAUUUUUUAAAGCAGAAGUUUAAGUAUUACAUAGAAGAGAAAGAAGAAUUGAUGAACGACGGAAUAUGCAUUCGCGUGAUUGGCAAUUUGUCCCUAGUGCCAGAAGACCUAUAUAAAGUAAUUGCUGAAAUUAUGAUUAUUACUAGGGAAAAUAAUGAAAUAGUUUAUAAUUUUGCUUUGGCUUAUACAUGUAAGUAUAAUUACAAUGAACCAUAUUUAUGUUUACACUUGAUUUUAUAUAUUACACUAAGGUUGCGUUCAGGGAGUGUGCUAUCAGCGUUAUUGCAUCAUCCUGUUUUAUGUCAUCCUCUUGUUUUAUGUCCCAUAAACAAUUAAGAUAAAAUCAUGCAAUAAUGCUAACAGUAUGCUCCCAGAACACAGCUGAAAACGAUUUGAAAAAAUUAUUGAUAUAA